CUCGCUUGGCGGUGGCGAUGGCGAUGGAGCGCGAUCGGCAAUGACGGUGAGUCGGGGAUCGCGCGUUUCAGAUCUUCCGAUGGCUUCUCCGGAGUAGGCAAUGCGCCGGUAGGGUUUUCCAAAAUGUGAGCGCCGCAAUCUCCAAUGGCCAGGAUCGAGAGCCGCGAGUUCUAUCAUGACGCCAUCGACGAGGAGACUAGAACAGCGGACAAUAGGGCGAGCGGGGAAUUCUCACAGGACAGUAGUGCUGAUUUGGAGCACAUUCCAUUGGAGGAGGUUUUCCAGAAGCUUAAGUGCACCAGGGAUGGGCUUAGCACGGUGGAAGCUGAGAUCAGGCUCAAGCUCGUUGGUCCCAACAAGUUGGAGGAGAAGAAGGAGAAUUUACUGCUUAAGUUCCUCACUUUUAUGUGGAAUCCACUGUCUUGGGUGAUGGAGAUCGCGGCUUUGAUGGCUAUCAUCCUGGCCAAUGGAGACGGAAGGCCGCCCGACUGGCAGGACUUUGUAGGAAUCGUUGUUCUUCUCUUCAUCAACUCGACCGUGAGCUAUAUCGAAGAGCAAAACGCUGGGCAGGCCGCCGCGGCUUUGAUGCAGGCACUGGCACUCAAAGCUAAAGUUCUAAGAGAUGGGAAGUACGAGGAAGAAGACGCCUCUAUCCUUGUUCCCGGAGAUAUCAUAACUAUCAAGCUUGGUGAUAUCAUUCCAGCUGACUGCCGCCUGCUGGAAGGAGACCCUCUUUCGAUCGAUCAGUCCGCUCUCACAGGUGAAUCCGUGGCAGUGACCAAGAGACAAGGUGACGAAGUUUUCUCGGGUUCCAUUUGUAAGCAGGGGGAGAUCGAAGCAGUGGUGAUUGCAACUGGUGUGAGCACGUUUUUUGGGAAAGCAGCACACCUCGUAGACAGCACUCAGCGAAUGGGACACUUUCAAAAGGUUCUUACGAGAAUUGGAAGCUUUUGCAUCGUCUCGAUAGCGCUGGGGAUGAUCAUCGAGAUUAUAGUCAUGUACCCGUGCCAGCAUUGGAAGUACAGGGAUGGAAUCGAUGCGCUGCUGGUUCUGCUUAUAGGAGGGAUACCCAUCGCCAUGCCAACUGUGCUCUCCAUCACAAUGGCUGUAGGAUCCCACGGGCUGGCUAAGCAGGGAGCGAUAGUUAAAAGGAUGACGGCUAUUGAAGAGAUGGCGGGCAUGGAUAUCUUGUGCUCGGACAAAACAGGAACUCUGACGUUGAACAGGCUUACGGUUGACAAGAAUCUCAUAGAGAUCUUUUCGGAUAAGGCGGACAAAGAUACGAUCUUACUUCAUGCGUCGAGAGCGUCUCGCGUGGAGAACCAGGAUGCUAUCGACCUCGCCAUUGUAAACAUGCUUGGAGAUCCAAAAGAAGCAAGGGAAGGAAUUCAAGAGAUACACUUCAUGCCAUUCAAUCCAACUGAUAAGCGUACUCAAAUGACUUACCUGGACACACAAGGACAAAUGCAUCGUGCAUCCAAGGGCGCUCCCGAGCAGAUUCUCGACUUGGCCUACAACAAAGAACAAAUUGGACGCCGGGUGCAUGAUAUCAUUGAGAAGUUCGCGGAGAGGGGCUUGAGAACUCUAGCUGUGGCGACGCAGACUGUUCCAGACAACGAUAAGGAUAGCCCAGGUGGCGACUGGGACAUGCUGGGCCUCGUUCCACUCUUCGAUCCGCCCCGCCACGAUACCGCGGACACAGUGAAGCGAGCUCUAGAGCUUGGAGUGAACGUGAAGAUGAUAACUGGAGAUCAGCUAGCUAUCGCCAAAGAAACUGGGAGAAGGCUGGGCAUGGGGACCAACAUGUAUCCAGUCACUGCAUUAUUUCCCGGCGGGGCUGGACGUGACCCAAGCUUGGCCAGUGCGGACGAAGGGGAGCUCAUAGAGCACGCAGACGGGUUUGCAGGGGUCUUUCCAGAGCACAAGUAUAACAUCGUCAAGAAGUUACAGGAAGCAAAACACAUCUGCGGCAUGACAGGCGAUGGAGUGAACGAUGCUCCUGCUCUGAAAAGAGCUGAUAUCGGCAUUGCUGUGGCCGACGCGACGGAUGCUGCUCGUAACGCCGCUGACAUUGUCUUGACACUCCCUGGCUUGAGCGUCAUCAUCCAUGCUAUCUUGACGUCCCGCUGCAUCUUCCAGCGCAUGAAGAACUACACCAUCUACGCCAUCUCAAUCACCAUUCGUAUCGUCCUCGGUUUCUUGCUCAUGGCGCUGAUCUGGAAGUUCAAGUUUUCCCCGUUCAUGACGCUUAUCAUAGCCAUCCUCAACGACGGUACCAUCAUGACAAUCUCGAAAGAUAGAGUGAAACCAUCCAUGGAACCAGACAGUUGGAAGCUCCCGGAGUUGUUUGUGCUCGGUUCGUGCCUCGGGACCUACCUCGGAUUGAUGUCCGUCCUUUUCUACUGGCUCAUACACGAGACGAACUUCUUCCAAGACCACUUCUCGGUGAGGUUGAUCUCGGGCCACGUCAAACAGGAAACCGCUGUGAUCUAUCUGCAAGUCAGCGUGAUCAGUCAGGCACUCAUCUUCGUCACUCGGUCGCGGAGCUUCUCGUUUUUGGAGAGACCCGGGGCGAUGCUGAUCGUCGCCUUCCUUGUUGCUCAGCUGGUGGCGACGCUGAUCGCAGUUUAUGCCGACUGGGGAUUUGCAGGAAUCAAAGGCUGCGGCUGGGGCUGGGCCGGAGUGGUAUGGUUGUACAGCGUCGUCUGGUACUUCCCUUUGGAUAUUAUCAAGUUUUUGGUGAGAUACAUCUUGAGUGGAGCAAUGUGGGACCUUCUCACCGAGAGGAAGAUCGCUUUCACUCGUCAGAAGAACUAUGGCCGUGAGGCGCGGCAAGCUCAAUGGGCUGUUAUAUCUGGCCAUGCCGCGGCUCCAAUGACGCAGAGGCUAUCUCAGUCUGGGGCUGCUGGUGUUGCUGGGCCUGCCGAUCUUGCGGAAAAAGCCAUGAAGAGAGCCGAGAUUGCGAGAUUGAAAGACCUUCACGUGGUUAAAGCGCAUGUCGAAGCAGUCGCUAAGUUGAAAGGUCUGGAUGAUCUCGCAGUCCAGCAAAACUACACGGUAUAGGUAUGAAAGUAUUGAGCAAAGUUUCCUUUUUGUUUUGUAUUCACUGUUUUCCCUGAAUGAAUUGGCAUCCCUUUCGGAUGUGUUAAGUCAA
Molecule: messenger RNA, 3154 nt
Organism: Selaginella moellendorffii
Lineage: Eukaryota; Viridiplantae; Streptophyta; Lycopodiopsida; Selaginellales; Selaginellaceae
Product: plasma membrane ATPase-like
Exons: 7
Coding region: 145-3063 (972 amino acids)
Biological process (GO): regulation of intracellular pH; proton export across plasma membrane
Cellular component (GO): plasma membrane
Molecular function (GO): P-type proton-exporting transporter activity; ATP hydrolysis activity; ATP binding
Source: RefSeq, a predicted model, not a curated record